AUGACUUACACUGCCAUUGUUAUGUACCCCAACGACGCCGACAUUAAGUUCGACGAGUCCUACUACAUCAAAACUCACAUGCCACUUGUCGAAAGCACCUGGAAGAGCUACGGCCUGAUCAGCUGGCGUGUCACCAAGUUCCCCACUGCGCUCGAUGGCUCCCGAUCUCAGUUUUUGAUCAUGGCCACCCUCGAGUGGGAGAGCGAGGAAGCCGUGCAGGCUGCUCUGAAGGACCCUGGCAGUGCGGGGGUGUUUGCCGAUAUCCCCAACUUCACCAACGCGAAGCCUGUCACUUUGGCUGGUUCUCAGCUGUGA
Messenger RNA from Penicillium crustosum, 315 nucleotides. RefSeq lists its product as uncharacterized. NCBI's taxonomy places the organism in Eukaryota, Fungi, Ascomycota, Eurotiomycetes, Eurotiales, Aspergillaceae. The record is from RefSeq and is a predicted model, not a curated record. The coding region runs from base 1 to 315 and encodes 104 amino acids. The transcript has a single exon. Gene Ontology annotation, molecular function: oxidoreductase activity.